Molecule: messenger RNA, 3150 nt
Organism: Pipistrellus kuhlii (Kuhl's pipistrelle)
Lineage: Eukaryota; Metazoa; Chordata; Mammalia; Chiroptera; Vespertilionidae
Product: long-chain-fatty-acid--CoA ligase 1-like
Exons: 1
Coding region: 16-2115 (699 amino acids)
Biological process (GO): long-chain fatty acid metabolic process; very long-chain fatty acid metabolic process; long-chain fatty-acyl-CoA biosynthetic process
Cellular component (GO): membrane; endoplasmic reticulum
Molecular function (GO): arachidonate-CoA ligase activity
Source: RefSeq, a predicted model, not a curated record
GCACCAGCACGGGACAUGCAAGCGCGCGAGCUGCUGCGGAACAUCCGGAUCCCAGAGCUGGCUGACUUCCGACAGUACCUCCGCGCGCUGCCCACCCACUCGCUCCUGGCCUUCGGCAGCGCCUUCGCGGCUCUCACCGCCCUGUGUUAUGUCAUGAGGUCCAGGCGCCCCAAGCCACCGGCUGGCCUCUCCAUGCAGUCGGUGGAGGUGGCGGGCACCGGCGGCGCCCGGAGAUCCGCGCUCCUGGACAGCGACGAGCUCCUGGUGUACUUGUACGAUGACGUCCGAACCCUGCACGAGAGCUUCCAGAGGGGCGUCCGCAUAUCCAAGGACCGCCCUUGUUUGGGCUUUCGGAAGACAGGCCAGCUCUACGAAUGGCUUUCCUACCGGCAGGUGGCGGAGAUGUCCGAGUGCGUGGGCUCCGCCCUGGUCCACAAGGGCUUCAAGGCCGCACCCGACCAGUACAUCGGCAUCUUCUCCCAGAACAGGCCCGAGUGGGUGGUCAUUGAGUACGGAUGCUUUGCUUACUCGAUGGUGCCCGUUCCCCUCUACGACACCCUGGGUAGGGAAGCAGUCACUUACAUAAUCAACAGUGCUGAACUCGCCCUGGUCUUUGUGGACAAGCCAGAGAAGGCCAACCUGUUAUUGGAAGGCGUAGAGAAUACGUCCACCCCAGGCCUCAAAAUCAUAGUCGUCAUGGACUCCUAUGAGAGCGAUCUGUUGGAACUCGGCAACAGGUGCGGGGUGGAGAUCAUCAGCAUGAAGGCCAUGGAGGACCUGGGAAGAGCCAACAGACAGAAGCCCAAGCCUCCGGCUCCUGAAGACCUUGCAGUAAUUUGUUUCACAAGUGGAACCACAGGCCACCCCAAAGGGGCAAUGCUCACUCAUCGCAACAUAGUGAGCAACUUCUCAGGGAUUUUGAAAGUGACAGAGGAGGCCGUUGGCCUGAACGCCAGUGACACACUCAUUUCCUUUUUACCGCUUGCACACAUGUAUGAGCAGCUCUUGGAGAGCGCGAUCCUGUGCCAGGGGGCGAGAAUAGGAUUUUUCCAAGGAGAUAUCAAGCUGCUCAUGGAUGACCUCAAAAUGCUUCAACCCACCAUCUUUCCUGUGGUCCCGAGGCUGCUGACCCGCAUGUUGGACAGAAUUUGGGGAGAGGCAAACACCAUUCCGAAACGGCUGCUACUGGACUUCGCCUCCAAGAGGAAACAAGCGGAGGUUCGCAGAGGCGUCAUCAGAAACAACAGCCUGUGGGAUAUACUGAUCUUCCGCAAAAUACAGUCAAAGCUGGGAGGGAACGUCCGGCUGAUGAUCACCGGGGCUGCGCCCGUGUCAGCCAAGGUGCUGACGUUUAUGCGAGCGGUGCUGGGCUGUCAGUUCUAUGAAGGCUACGGAGAGACUGAGUGCACAGCCUGCUGCUCCAUGACCAUUCCCGGAGAGUGGACUGCAGGCCACGUGGGUGCCCCGGUGCCUUGCAAUCUGAUAAAACUCGUCGACGCGAAAGAGAUUAACUAUCUGGCUGCCAACGGCGAGGGCGAGGUGUGUGUGAAGGGAGCAAAUGUAUUUCAAGGCUACCUGAAGAACCCGGCGAAAACAAACGAAGCUCUGGACGGAGAGGGCUGGCUGCACACAGGGGACAUCGGGAAAUGGUUACCGAAUGGGACCUUGGAGAUCAUCGACAGGAAGAAGCACAUAUUUAAACUGGCACAAGGAGAAUACAUAGCACCCGAAAAGAUCGAGACUAUCUACCAACGGAGCGAACCCGUCGCGCAGGUGUUCGUCCAUGGAGACAGCCUGGAGGCAUUUCUCAUAGCCAUCGUGGUCCCUGACGUGGAGACACUGGGCCGCUGGGCGAGGAAGCGAGGCCUGGUGGGAUCCUUCGAGGAGCUGUGCCGCAGCAAGGAAGUCAAUAAAGCCAUCCUAGAAGACUUGGUGAGGCUGGGGGAGGAGUCUGGCCUGAACCCAAUGGAGCAGGUCAAAGGCAUCACUCUCCACCCUGAACCGUUCUCUGUCGAAAACGGCCUUCUGACCCCGACAAUGAAGGCAAAGAGGCCAGAACUUCGGAGUUAUUUCAAGUCACAGAUAGAAGAGCUUUAUUCCACCAUCAAAGAUUAAGGGAGGAGGAACGGUCAGAAGAAACCACACACCUCCACAAUCUUCUUCUCCUGGUGGCUUUCACGUUGGCAAUUUGACUACAUGAGCAUAGGGAAUAAAGGGCACGCCUUGUUUGACGUGUGCAUUGGAUUCUUGUCAUAGGAAUAUUAGAGGAAGCGGGGCUCUGCCUUGCAGUCACCUCCAUGGCAGAUCGUGGACCCACAUGGUGAUGCACCAUUUCCAAAACGAGCCUUAACAAUAGCCGAGGGAAACUAUACCUGUGCUAAGUUAUUUGUGACUUCCUUAGCUCAGAAGGUGGAUGUGGAACUUCUAUCUCCGUUUUUCUAACCAAGGGACUAGGACUUACUAUUCCUGAAUGUCUGCUGCUUGCUGCAAUUUCUGCAGUUGAUGGCUGCUCGAAAGAAUAUGUGCACUGGAAGGAAACUGUCCCUUACAAACAACCAGCCCAGCUGGAGAACUUCACAAGUGGACCAGAGAUUUUUUUCUUUUCUCCUCCCUGUCAGCUCCCCUUCCCCACCCCUUCCCCACGCUCAUGUCUCUUUGAAUGAAGGCUUCUUAAACGCCUGCUCUUCCUCUCACUCCUUUAUUGUUCCUUUUGGAGCCAAAGGUUCCCAGCAAAGUGCAGGACAGACCAACUCAGGACAAUGUAGUUAACGAGUCUCAUUCGCGGGCUGCUCCCAGGGUGAAUGGAUUCUGGUGCUCUUGGGACCUUCUCUCCAGACUCUCCCUCCCUCUGUCCCUGGGCUUAGGAGAAAAUCUGCCUUACACUCGACAGUGAAGACAAGCAUUUCAAGAAAGAAAGAAUCAACUGUGAAGCCUAAGUAACCGUCCACUUUAUCUCCACUGAAUAUCCCUCAGUUUGUAAUGGCCAACGGCUUUUGAAUGUGGUUUUCAUAUCAGAAGUUCCCAUUGUGAUUAACUGGCUUUCCCCCAGAAUAAACUCUCAGGCAAGGUGCAUCUCCAAGGCGAUAAGGAAGUGCAUAGAUGUGGGUACUAAUCGAAAUGGAUGCUAAUAAACUUGCUCUCCUGCCAUCA